Colletotrichum graminicola M1.001 is the source of this 1149-nucleotide messenger RNA. RefSeq names its product methyltransferase domain-containing protein. The coding region runs from base 1 to 1149 and encodes 382 amino acids. NCBI's taxonomy places the organism in Eukaryota, Fungi, Ascomycota, Sordariomycetes, Glomerellales, Glomerellaceae. The transcript has a single exon. Gene Ontology annotation, molecular function: methyltransferase activity. The record is from RefSeq and is a predicted model, not a curated record.
AUGGCCGAUCAUCAAAAACAGGUGCAAAAACAAGGCCAAGCUUCAACCGCCGCACCGACCAUCGAAUCGGCCACGCUACCAGCCGCCCCGGAGCCGGCGGCCGAGACAUACCAGGUUCCGCAGGAACCAGCGCCUUCGGACGCGCACUUCUCAGCGGGCAGUUUCUUCCCAAUCAUCACCUCCCAAGCGUCCCAACACCCGAGCAUCCUCGAUUAUCGCCGCGAAAAUGGCCGCAGCUAUCACCGUCUCAGCGAUGGCAAGUACGCCCUGCCCAACGACGAACUGGAGCAGGAACGCCUCGACAUUGUCAACCAUCUUUGGAUGUUGACCUUUGACGGCAGGCUCUGCCUCUGUCCCAAAGUGGACGGUGUCAAAAGGGUCCUUGACAUCGGCACGGGCACAGGCAUCUGGGCCAUGGACUAUGCAGACGAACAUCCUGGAGCGGAGGUCAUCGGCGUAGACCUGAGUCCUAUUCAACCCGCCUAUGUGCCGGUUAACUGCAUCUUUGAGGUCGAUGACCUUGAGAAGGAGUGGAUGUGGACGGAGCCCUUUGACUUCAUAUUCGCGAGGAACAUGGUAGGCAGCUUCUCCGACUGGGAGGGUGUCAUCGCCCAGGCGUUUGACAACCUGGAGCCCGGUGGCUACUUUGAGCUCCACGAUACCAUCUAUCCCUUGCUAUGCGACGAUGGGACCCUGACGAAGGAAUCGCCGCUGAUGAGGUGGACCCUCCUUAUCGCCGAAGCUUGUGAAAGGAGGGGGCGUUCUAUAACCAUCGGCAGCCAGUUCCCCCGCUUUCUAGAGGAGGCUGGCUUCGAGGACAUCAAGGUCACCAAUAUUAAAUUCCCCGUGUCGCCCUGGCCCAAGGACCCCAAGCUGAGGCUGAUGGGUGAGUGGACGCAGGCCUCGCUGCUUCCCGGUAUAGAGGGUUUAUCGCUCGCGCUCUUCACGCGCGUGCUUGGCUGGAGCGUGUCGGAGACCAUUGUCUUCUGUGCGCAGGUCAGGGACCAGGUGAAGAACACAAAAUACCACGGGUACUGGAAGGGGUUCGCCGUCCACGGACGAAAGCCGCUGGUCGAGAACAGGCACGACAGGAACUUGAGCUCAAACGGCAUGUUUUCAACGCCGGAUGGCGAAUACCUUGUGCUAUAA